Molecule: messenger RNA, 1829 nt
Organism: Dalotia coriaria
Lineage: Eukaryota; Metazoa; Arthropoda; Insecta; Coleoptera; Staphylinidae
Gene: Loxl1
Product: Lysyl oxidase-like 1
Exons: 5
Coding region: 229-1767 (512 amino acids)
Biological process (GO): peptidyl-lysine oxidation
Cellular component (GO): membrane
Molecular function (GO): protein-lysine 6-oxidase activity; copper ion binding
Source: RefSeq, a predicted model, not a curated record
UCAUUAUUGUGUCAGCUUCAAUAAAGAACAAAAAAAACUGGGCCUCUAUUUAGCGCAUAUUAAUUUCAAACCCAUUUCAUAAUUUACUCUUAAUAACACGUUCACAAAACAAUUCGCAGUCGUUUUUUACAUUUUCGAGAGCAAGCGCCUGUUCCUAAUUUUUAUUUCGCUCCGAAGUAGUUCAAGUGCGCCCGUUUUCCGCUUAAAUUUUAUUGCCUUGCGUUUAAAAUGCAGUGUAAACUGUUUGGAUGCUUUAUCUUGCUUGCAGUUUUGUGCAUUCUGCAUGCAUCAACGUUGGAUGAUGAAACCGAAAUUGGUAAUGCAACUGCGGCAAUCCGCGGCACAGAAACGCCCAGGACGCUCAGACAGGGCAGAAAAAAGAAGAUGGCUAGGUUAAUUAAGAAGCAUUUAAAACGGCUGCGAAAAGAAGAGGGCGGUAUUAAAUUAGUCGGCGGUCGCGGCGAAUACGAGGGAAACGUAGAAGUGCUCCACGAAGGUCAAUGGGGUGCAAUCUGCGACGACGAAUGGGACGCCAUUGAGGCGCAGGUGAUCUGCAAACAACUGGGCUACACAGGAAUACCGAAAGCCACGCAUAAUUCAUUCUUUGGCUCACCCAAACGGAAAUAUUGGAUGGAUAACUUGUAUUGCGACGGCAGCGAGGAGGAAAUUACCAAGUGUCGUUUCGACGGAUGGGGUCAGAGCGAUUGCGACGCCACUGAGGCAGCUGGCGUGAUUUGUCAGCACGUGCCAACAAACGAAAACGAAAUUGAAGAAAAUAUCACCAAAAAGAAACCAACCAUGGCAAAAUUACCAACUUUACAAGUUCGUCUACAAGGUGGAAGAAUAGCAACUGAAGGACGAGUAGAGGUCAAAACAGCAAACAAUGAAUGGCACACAAUUUGUGGACAAGGAUGGUCCUUGCUUGAAGCAAUGGUUGUUUGUAGGAGUCUUUCAUUUGGUUAUGCAAGCGACGCAUUACAAACAGAUUAUUUUGGUGGUAACAUAACCUCAAGUACCUUUACCGGUAUCAAAUGUAAUGGCGAAGAAAAUGCAUUAAGUCAAUGUAUGCACGAUGUAUCCGCGCGGGGUAGUUGUGAAGUACAGGACGUAGCGGCUGUUUAUUGCACAGACAAAAUGGCUGACCUUGUCAUAGACCAUCUGGAACUGAUGCGCACCUCACAUUUGGAAGAUAGGCAAAUGUAUUUCUUGCAAUGCGCCAUGGAAGAAAACUGCCUCGCAUCACAAGCAUACGUCAUACAGAAAGAGACAUCUAAUUGGCAUCUCGAAACUCGUCGCCUGCUAAAGUUCACCGCGAGAAUACUAAACGCAGGCACAGCGGACUUUCGCCCGGCCAUUCCGAAGCAUCUCUGGGAAUGGCACAUGUGUCACAUGCACUAUCACAGCAUGGAAGUAUUCGCGACGUUUGACAUUUACGAUAAGAAUAUGGUGCGCGUGGCUGAAGGCCACAAAGCAUCGUUUUGCUUAGAAGACAAUCAAUGUAUGCCAGGCGUAAAGCCACGGUAUGCAUGUGCCAAUUAUGGAGAUCAAGGAAUAUCAGUCAACUGCACUGAUAUCUACAAGUAUACUGUAGAUUGUCAAUGGGUGGAUAUUUCUGACAUUGAGCCAGGAGUUUACACUUUGAAAGUGGCUGUUAAUCCGGAGUUUAAGGUGCCGGAGAUGACGUUUGAGAAUAACGCUGCGUACUGCCAAUUCUACUAUGGGGAAACCAGUGGGACCAUUACUAAUUGCACCGUGCAAAGGCCGUAACAAAUAAAAACUUUUAUACUUACUAGCUGUUAUGUUAAAUAAAGGAACGCUGCAAACUUUUA